AUGACCGACGGGUGGGAUGCUCAAUGUAAGGUAUUUCUGGACCAACACAAGUGUCUGCAAAACUUAUGCAUAACAGGAGUGGAUGGCCAUGCUUUUGGUACAUCUAGUCCCGAUUUUCGAAUACCCUGUGAUCUGGUUCUCAAACUUAUACCUGCCCUGACUGAUUGCAGUAAAACCUCCUUCAACUUCAUGGAUGAAAAAUAUAUCAUAUUAACGCGUGAUCCACAUUGGCUUAUCAGCAAGUGUGGCAAGAAAACCAUUAUACUUUACUGCACCGGGAGAAUUUGCUUGUUCGGACAGGCUAUUGAUGGUGAUAUGAAUAACUGUAAUCCUGGAAACUUGGCAAUGAGCCUUAUUUGCGAUUUUUACAAGAAGAGUGGUUUCUAA
Molecule: messenger RNA, 387 nt
Organism: Heterobilharzia americana
Lineage: Eukaryota; Metazoa; Platyhelminthes; Trematoda; Strigeidida; Schistosomatidae
Source: the annotation of a GenBank genome assembly